This is a messenger RNA of Aethina tumida (small hive beetle), 1127 nucleotides long. RefSeq names its product phospholipase A2 inhibitor beta-like. The record is from RefSeq and is a predicted model, not a curated record. The transcript has a single exon. Gene Ontology annotation, molecular function: protein binding. Lineage: Eukaryota; Metazoa; Arthropoda; Insecta; Coleoptera; Nitidulidae. Bases 10 to 1047 code for a protein of 345 amino acids. Gene Ontology annotation, cellular component: extracellular matrix.
ACUACAAAUAUGUUCAAAAUUUUGUGUGUUGUUCUCUGGAUUAUCAUACGUGUUAAUGUGGCAAAUGGUACAUGUACUUUUAGUGUAUUUUGUGAAUAUGGAGAUGAUAAAGACUCUAUUGAUGGAUCCCAAACUUGUAAGAGUCUUGAAAAGAAUACCCUUGAGGAAUUUCUUUCAAAGAAAAGUGUUUCCUACGUAAGAGAUCUUACUGUUAAUAAUUGUUUGAAGCAUUUAAAACCAGGCAUUUUCAAUAAUAUUGUCAAUCUGAAUGAAUUAAACAUAGAUAACAAUGACAUCGAGAAAGUGUCUGUGAAUUGUUUUAACAUGUCAACACUUAUGACUCUGACAAUAACAAAUUCAAAAAUUAAAACAUUAGAAGGAAAACUGGGUAAUCUACCAAAGCUACUAAGGUUAUUAUUGAAUAAUAAUAAACUAACUGACUUUUCAUCGGAUGUUCUAAGCCAUCCAGAGAUUUUAAGAUAUUUAGGCCUGGAAAACAACAAACUGACAUUUUUGACUUAUGAUAUGUUUAAUGGAUUGAAAAAUUUAAAGUCUCUAAACCUGGCCAACAACAAAAUCAACCUAAUCGAACCCGAUUCGUUAUCCAAUUUGCCUCAAAUUAACUACAUAACACUAACAGGGAACAACAUUCAAACUUUAACAGGCAACGAAUUACCCCAAUGUGGAUAUCAGCACUUAAAAAAGCUGAAUGUAGGUAACAACAGGUUAAUGUUUAUGUUACCAAAUUUUUUGUCCAAACUGGGAACGGAUGUCACCAUUGAGAUUGGUGGUAAUCCGUGGCACUGCCGAUGUUUGGAGACUAUGCUGAAGUAUUUAAAGGUCAGAAACAUUUCUCUAUCAAUCUGUGACGAAUUACUGCUGGCAAGAGAUGACACACCUUAUUGUAUUCAACCAUCGGACACUGAUUGUAAUUACAAAUACAAUUUACCUAUUGUACAUAAAUAUUUGAAUGAAUUGAAGAUGAUUGAAGACGAAAGUCGUAGGAAUUGCUUAAGGAUAAGUUUAACAGAAGUUUUCUUCCAUUAAAACUGCUGUUAAACUUGUCUUUGUUUUAGUUUUUGUACUGUAUUUCUUAUUACUAUUAAUAAUAAAGAAUUAUCAAAAUA